UCCUGUUGAUGCGGCGCCCGCAGAAUGGAUACGCUCGGUUAUUCCUUGCUGACUUCCCUUAACGUUCUCUUCUCUCUCCGUCAGUGGAGUGGAGAAGGAAGGAACACUGGUCGAAAUUAGGGUUAGGGUUUGAAUCGCCAUGGAUUCACCUCAGCAACCGCAACGGCAGCAAAGCAUGCGAUCCUCGCCGCCUUCUUCUUCCGGAGGCGAUCUCUUCUCCGUCGUGGUUAUGGUGCUCUUCUCCGUCGCUUUGAUCAUGGUGACGCUUCUAUCCUUAAUCUCGACAACAAGCUCCAGCUUUUCCAUCUUGCAUCAAGUUCCUGAAGGCCAUGUUGGUGUAUAUUGGAGGGGUGGUGCUCUUUUGAAAACUAUUACUAAUCCAGGUUUUCAUUUGAAGUUACCGUUGAUUACCCAUUUUGAGCCCAUACAAGUUACGCUUCAGACGGACCAGGUAAGAGAUAUUCCAUGUGGUACGAAAGGUGGUGUCAUGAUCAGCUUUGAUAAGAUAGAGGUUGUCAAUCGCCUUCGUAAAGAGUAUGUGUAUGAAACUCUGCUCGAAUAUGGUGUGAAUUAUGAUAAAACAUGGAUCUAUGAUAAGAUUCAUCAUGAGAUCAAUCAGUUUUGCAGUGUUCAUACUAUGCAGCAAGUUUAUAUUGACAUGUUCGAUCAGAUUGAUGAAAAAAUGAAAGAAGCCAUACAGAGGGAUUGCACACGUUAUGCUCCAGGGAUUGAAAUCAUAGGUGUUCGUGUUACAAAGCCAAAUAUCCCCCUGAGCAUUAAGCGAAAUUUUGAACUUAUGGAAGAGGAACGCACUAAGGCUUUAAUCGCCAUAGAGAAACAGAAGGUGGCAGAGAAGGAAGCAGAGACCCAAAAGAAGAUAGCUUUGUCAGAAGCAGAGAAGAAUGCUCAGGUCAGCAGGAUUCUCAUGGAGCAGAAGCUAAUGGAAAAGGAGAGUGUUAAGAGGCAGCAGGAGAUUGAGAAUGAAAUGUACGUUGCACGUGAGAAGAGCCAAACAGAUGCCAAUUUUUACAGAGUGAUGAAAGAAGCUGAAGCCAACAAACUGAAACUCACACCUGAAUAUCUUCAGCUCAAAUACAUUGAAGCCAUUGCAAAUAAUUCAAAGAUAUACUUUGGAGACAAAGUGCCUAACAUGAUAAUGGAUCAGAAAAUGCUUACUAGUUAUUUGAAUGGCAAGCAAGAAAAGAGCCCGUACAGAUCUAGCAAUAGCUAAGCUGGUCUACACAUAGAGAAUACUUUAAGCCUUUCCUCAACUUGAUUAGUUAUUUGGACUUUCAAAGUAGUGGGCCAUCCAUGUUCUUGACUACUGUGAUUAGGCAUCAUUUACCUCUCUGAUGUCCUUUUUUGUUCUAUACCUGUGGUGGUUUUGGUGUGACUUAGGCAAAAGGAUUGAAGAUCUGUACACAGUGUUGAUGAAACUAAACAGAAAGGAGCUACAUAGAUAAUAAUUUGUUGUAUAAAUUGAACUUAGCUUGUUUGGUCUGCUUCA
Molecule: messenger RNA, 1507 nt
Organism: Elaeis guineensis (African oil palm)
Lineage: Eukaryota; Viridiplantae; Streptophyta; Magnoliopsida; Arecales; Arecaceae
Biological process (GO): SREBP signaling pathway
Cellular component (GO): endoplasmic reticulum; endoplasmic reticulum membrane
Molecular function (GO): cholesterol binding; ubiquitin protein ligase binding
Source: RefSeq, a predicted model, not a curated record